CAUAGACAAUUGAACAAUUCUGUUAUUUAUUAUUGUUUAUAAUAUAAAAUUAUUGUUUUGUUACUAGUUAAAAUAAUUACUGAUUAAUUGAAUAAUUUAUUUAAAUAAUUUAAGCUAUUUAUUAUUAGUAGUCUGCGUUUUUCACGAACAAUUUAAAAUCAAAAAAUAACUUGUUAACAUAUGGUGAAUGUACAAAAUAUUUUAGUAUAACUUGCUUCCUUAUGGAAAACCAAGAAAGGUAAUAUAUAUUUUAUAUUAUAAAAUUAGAUUUCAACAAAAACAAUAUCGUUUUUAAAUUAUUUCUUAUUAUAUAGAUACCUAUUUUCUUGAUUAAUGUAGCAGACCUGAUUAGUCUUAACAAUACAUAGAUAUUGUUAUGUAUUUUCAAAUUAUUUCAACAAAAUUUUUAUAACAAGGUAGUUUUAAUUUACUUUACUAAGUAUUUAAAUAAUAUAUUUUAAAAUAUGAAGUAAUUUGAAGAUACUUUGUGUAACUUACUCAAGAUUCGUCAGCUGGUUGGGCUCAGCUAGAGCUCUUACACAUUAGCGAUCAUCCAGCCCAUUUCUCAGGCUCAGCUUAUUUUUAAUAAUUUAUGUCUCCUCAUAGGAAGAUAAAGAAGUGCUAUAUUUAAACAUAAUUUUAUUAUAAAAUACAGAUAUAAGAAUAAAUUAGUACCACCCUAUAAAAUAUUUAAAAAAAUAUGUGUUUUUUUGAAAGUCCAUCUUGAUGCUUGUUUCCUGUUUUCUACUUUAGUAAAAGAUAUGUGCGUCUUGAUAUAUUUAAGUAUUAAUUAUGAGUAAUGGGCUUUAUCAAAAUAUUCAACAGUUGAUCACAUUCAAACAUUUGAAUAGUUUACCUAUCAUAUAGUUUCUAUAGAACGAAUAUUUUUUAUUUGAAUAUUCUCAAAUAGUUUAUAUAAUAUUCAAACAAAUAUUAUUGUGUAUAAUGUGUAUGGUGCACUACAAGUAGUAUUUUGUAGAAAUACUUGCAAAUCCUGUUUAAUUGAAAGUAGGUAGUGGAAGAUUUAUUGUGUUCUACUUAAUACCUACUUAGUAAUGUUUAUUCAAAUUGUUUUUUGGAAAUACAAUUAUUUUAAUACUUUGGAGAAAAAACACCGAAAUAAAUACUAUUGAAAAAGUUUUUUCCAUAGUUAUUAUGGUCUUGGACUGCUGUUUGGAUUGGAACCAAGAAACUCUGUAAAAAUAGUAUAUUUAAUUUAAAACUAUAAUAAUUUGUGGCAUAAUUUUAUUGAAUAAAAAUUUUUGGAGACGUAUUCAUUUUAUUAUAAGAUAUAUUUUGAAAAUUCAAGUCCAGAAAUGGAUUUUAGAUUUUAAAAUCCAAUGAUUUGACAUCCUGCCAAAUUUUUUAUUUUGUAGUGAUAAUUCAGAAUUUCAAAAAGGUUUUUUUUUAAUUUCCCAAUUUUAUAUCCAAUUUUAACAAUUGUAUUAAAAUUUAAAUUAUAAUUAAUAAUCUCUUUAGGUAGGUACUUAUUAUUAUUAUUUAGUUAUACUGCAUUUAUAAAGUACCAGGUAUUUAACUAGUAUCAGUUAAGCAAAAAGAUCUUAAAUGAUUUUACUUUUUAGAAAGGUUUUAAAUAUUAUUUUAUUUUUACUAAAAAUAGUAUUGUUUUUUUUAAUAGAUUAUUUUUUUAACUAUACAAUUUCUAAACUAAUUUUUUAACUUUUUUUAUUUAGAUUUUCAUUACUGCUUUUAGAAUCAGGAGAGUAUUAUUUUGAAGAUUAUAUUGCAUUAUUAGCAACUACUAAAAAUAACACAUGGCUUAGUGGACAACUUAAAGUGUGUUCAUUGUCAUUAAUUUUUGAUCCUAAAGAUUAUCAUAAACCAAUGCUUAAGAUAUUAUUUACACAAUGUGGAUCCAUUACUCAAAGGUUUAGUUUGUAUAUUUAGUAAAAGAAAUUAUAUUAGUGUUUUUUAAAAUUAAUGUAUUAAUUAGAAUACCUUAUUCUAAAACUCAUAGUUACCUAUAGAAAAAAAAUGUAUCAUAUUAAUCCAAAAUAUUUAAAUACGUUCCAGCAUUCAAAAAAACUCCAAAUAUUAGUACAAUAGUUUUAUAAAAAUUAUAAUUAAUAUGAAUUUUAAAUAGAUAUAAAAGUAAAGCUUAGAUAUUGAUUUAUAUUAAAUAUCACCCACAUUGUUAGAAAUUAAUAUUAAGUUAUUAAUUAUUAUUAAUUGUAUUUAUUUUAAAAAUAUAGUUCAAAUAAAGAUGAUAACACGUUAAGUAUAAUUUGCAAACAAUACAUUGAAAUGUUAGAGCAAAAUGUUUUAGAACCUUACAAAUUUAUUAACGUAAGUAAAUACUACAAAAUUUCAAAAUAUUUUUUUUGUUUAAAUUAAUUUAUAUGCAUUCACUCUGGUUAUAAAAUAAUAAUAUCUAUAGUAAUGUGGUUAAAUAUCAUAUUUUAAAGUAAUAGUCCAAUAAUUAAUUGUAAUCUUAAUAUUGACUACCAGAUAAUUUUAAGUAGCUUAUUAAAAAAAUUAAUCUUUAUUUUAAAAACUGGUGCUAUCAUAAUACUUUAAUGAUAUCUGAUUGUUUAAAAAAGAGCCACUUAUAUAUUAAAUUAUAGGGAAAAAAAUGAAAUAUAUAGUAACUAAUAAAAUAAUAAAGUAAAAACAAAAUUAUUAAAUGGUUAAUAUUACUAAAUAAAUAAUUUAUAGGUAGAAAUAAAUAAAUAUAUAAAUGAAUGGACAUCAUAGUCUGGAGUAUUAUGAAAUAUAUAUAUUGUACUACUGGUUUAAAAUUAAAAAUUCAUCAUCAGGUAAAUCAUAAAAUUAAAAAGUAAAAAAGAGAUUCCAUUUAUUUAUUUAUUUCUGCAUAUAAAUUUUUGAUAUAUAUAAUAAUAAUAUUAGAAAGUAGAAAUUAGUAGAGUAGAAUAUUCAAUUAAGUUGAUUAAUAUAUUAUUUAUUUUAGGAAAUAUCAUUAUUUAGAAUUAAUUUAAAAUAUGCUAAAGUAGAUCAUUGUAUACCAUUUAUACUACAACUACACCGAGCAUCUUCUUUAAAAACAGCAGAACACAGACAUAUGGUAAUAAUACUAUUUUUAAUAUAAUAUUUUACCAUCGAUGAUAUAAUAUUCUACAUAUUUAUAAAUAUUUUUAGGCUGCAUCAAUUGCAUAUGGAAGACAGAAACUUAUAACAUUUGACCAUACAUGGUUAGAAGUUGGUGAAAAUGUAUUAUUAGAAGUUAUUUGUCAAAAAAUAACACCUCUUAGUUUAAAUCCUGGAAGAAUAAUAAUGACUAAUUUACAUGUAUAUUUCCAGCCUUUUAAUAACAUUGAAAAAGUAUAUAUUUAUUUUUCACCAAUAUCUUUUUAACUAUAAUUUUUGUUUUUUAAAUAUUAUUAAAAAAUUAAUUAAUUUAUCAAGCAAUAAAAUAAUAAAUCAUAAAUAAUUUUGUUUGUUUUAUUUUAGACUUUAUAUAUUAAAAUAAAGUUAUCAGAGAUAAAACAAAUUAUUAAAAGAAGAUUCCUUUUACAACAAGUUGUAAGUUAUAACAAUUUUAAAUUAUAAAUAAUAACUUAUAUGCUUGUAAUUUAUUUGAUUUUUUCUUCUUAUAAUAGCACACACAUAAAAUAACAUUAUUUUAUUACUAUGCUAUCUAAAAUAUUUAAGAUAUUCUUUUUAAAAAUCUAACGAAAAGAUUCCAAAAACUACCUUUAUUUAUAUCUUAUUCAAAAAUAAAUUUACAAUAUAUAUUUAAAUUUAAAUUUUUUUAUUUCAGGGAUUAGAAUUUGAAUAUGAAAUUAAUUCACAAUUAUAUCUAACAUUUAAAAAUACUGAAAUACGAGACAGUCUUUAUAAUAAUCUUAUUAAUCAAUCAAAUAUAAAAAUUGAUAAACGUGAAAAAUCCAUUAUGACAUUAAAAUGGCAAAAUGGUACUAUAUCUAAUUAUGAUUAUUUACUAUAUUUAAACAGGUAAAUUCAAUUAAAAAAAAAAGAUUUUAUAUUUAUUGAAAUUAUUUUAAACUAUUAAAUAUGCAUUUUAUUAUUAUAAGAACCUUUAAUAUUUAUAUUUUUAUACGAAUUCAUUGGAUAUGGGCAUUUUUAAUUUGUAUAAUACCUGUGUUGUGUAUAUUAGUUUUAAUGUUUAUUUUAAAUUGUGUAAAUAAUUAAUAUUGUUAUAUUAAUUAUAUAAUUUGUAUGGCUUAAUUGGCUUUAUGUACAACUGCAAAAUAUAAUGGUAAAUUAAUAUAUAAUUUAUAUUGAGAUAAAUGUACCUUAUCAAUAUUAUGUGUAUGCUAUUUUAGUUUGGCUGGCAGAACAGUAAAUGAUUUGACACAGUAUCCUGUUUUUCCAUGGGUUAUAGCAGAUUAUUUAUCUAAUACAUUAGAUUUGGAAAAUCCUAAAACAUUCCGUGAUCUUACUAAACCAAUUGGUGCUUUAAAUCCAGAAAGACUAUUUAAACUUCAGGUUUUAAUUUUUUAAUAUUAUAUAUUCUAUUUUAGUGUAUUUUAGUGUAAAAUAAUUAAUGCCUAUAUUUUAGGAAAGAUAUAAUGAAAUGAAUUCACCAAAAUUCUUAUAUGGUUCACAUUAUUCAACUCCUGGCUUUGUAUUAUAUUAUUUAGUACGGAAAUACCCACAAUAUAUGUUGUGUUUAAAUAAUGGAAAAUUUGAUCACCCUGAUAGAAUGUUUAACAGGUAUAAACUAUUAUUUAGAAAUUGCGUAAAUUAAUUUUUGUAAAAUACUAUAUAAUGUUUUAAUACUUCAAAAAAACCAUUGGUUAUGGUCUAACUUUUUAAUGUGUUCUGUUUUAUAUUUUAAUCAAAAACUCUUACAAAGAAUGAUUUGUAGUUACAAUAGUAUUUAGAAUCAAUAAUAUAUGCAGUAUACACAUUAAGUCCAUUAAUAAAGUUAUGUAUAUAAUAGGAGGGUUAUAGCCAUAGUGGUGUAAGUCAAGUUUUCAUCAAAAUCGAUUUAAGUUCUUUACAAAAUUAUUAAAGGCUAAUUGUUUGAUAUGCUAUAACUAUAUGGCAGUACAAUUCUCGCAUCAAACCAAACCAGUUGUUUUGUUAACUUAAAAGUGACUUUAAACUUUAAAACUAAUGUGACUUACACCACUAUGGCUUAAAUCCCCAUUAUUAUAAAAAAAACUAUAACAUAUUAACUUAAUUAUAUUAGUUAUAAUACUAUAUUAUAUUCGUUUAUGAUGUUCAUUUGUAUGAAAAUGUAUUGUCUAAAUAAAGAAAUUUUGUUUGUAGUUUAGCAGAUACUUGGAGAAAUGUACUAAACAACAUGUCAGAUUUUAAAGAGUUAAUUCCAGAAUUUUAUGACACCAAUCAAUGCUGUAAUUUUCUAAUUAAUGAAUAUGGUAUUGAUUUUGGACACAGACAUGAUGGUCGGAAAAUAGAUAAUGUAGAACUCCCAAAAUGGGCUGAUAGUAAAAUCUUAUUUUUUUUUUUCUUCUCAUAAUUAUGUUUUCACUGUUCAGUUUUAACUAAUUUUUAUUUUAAUCAGGUCCUUCAGAUUUAAUCUCUAAGUUACGAGAAGCUUUAGAAAGUGAUUAUGUUUCAAAUAAUUUGCAUCAUUGGAUAGAUCUUAUCUUUGGAUAUAAACAAAAUGGUUCAGAAGCCAUAUCAGCAAAAAAUGGUAAAAGCAACACUAUACUUCUGUACUAAAAUAUUUUUUUGUUUUCAACUUUUUUAUUUGUUAAAAUGUAUUUUCAUUAUUUUAUUUAAAUCUUUUUCAUUGUUUAUUAUAUUUAAAUCAAUUCUAUUAUAUACCAUUUAAAUGAGGUAUUUUUAACACUGGAGAUGAAAUAUUUAUCAAUGUUGUUUCAAAUGUAUCGAUGAUAAUAUGAUUUUUCUGCAACAAAUUUUGGGAUAACUUAUCAUAGGAGUCCUUUUUGUUUUAAUUAUAUAGACUUUCAGAUUCCCUUAAUUUUUGCCCAUGAAUAAACUUUAUUUGCAUAUUUUUUUAAAUUUGUGUGAAAUGUAAUAAUCUACUUUUUUAUCCCAUUUUUCUAUCAUUUUUAGUACUACUGUUAAUCUGUUAUUAGAGUUUUAUACUGUCCUUGUGUGAGCAUUCUGUUUUUUUACAAAUUCUGUUGCUAACAUGGUGUAUUUUUAAUAAAAAAAAAUGAAUGAAAUUAGACAAGUUUAUAGUUAUAAUAUUCAGGCAAUUAUUGUUUUUUAUUUAUAACACAUUGGGGUUGAAACAUAAUAUUAUUAUAACUAUAAUAACUAUAAUGCAUCAUUAUUAUAUUCAACCACAUAGGUUAAUAAUAAACUUUUUUCAUUCUUCUCUAUUGUAUGCCAUGAUAAUCUGCAAUCUGCACUCCUUGUAAUGGUUUUAGCUCCUUUGUGACAUAAUCCUUUCAUCUUGUUCUUAGUCUGCCUAGAGGUUUUUUACCUAUAAUUUCUUCCACUAAUGCUUGUUUAAUAAUUUGGUCAUACAUGUCUUAGUCAUUCAAGUCUUUUAAUUUUCUUAUACGAGAGAAUAUUUAGUUUUCCAUAGAGCUUUUGUAGUUCAUCAUUAUGUCUUCUUUUAUAUUGGUAAAUUUCUCUGUUGUAUAAAGAAUCAUAGAUUUUUUUCUCUCAGAGAGACUUUGGUAGUUGACCAAGUUUUGAGUUAAUGUAUAGGGUUUUUUUUUAUUUAUAUGAUAGAUUUUUUUAAAUUUAAUAGACUAGUAGUAUUUGUUAGUACAUCAGUUAUAUUUCUUUGUAAUAUUAUAUUAUAAUAUUUUUUCUAUUUAUGUUUACUCCAAGAAUUGAUUAACUUUCUCAAAGGUAUUGUUGUCUACUUUUAAAUUUGAGUCAUCUGUCUGUUUGUAAUAUAUUUAUGUACCAUACUUGGUUUUUUGUUGAUUCACAGCAAUUUCUGUGUGGUUUGUAUAAUAACAUUUCUUGAGUUUUCCAUAAUGAGUAUGUCAUCUGCAUAUGCUAGUAAUACAUCCAAUUCAAUUACAUCUAUUUUUCAAUCUCUUGUCAUAUCUCUGAUCACUCUUCUCAAGUGGGCUCUACUAUUUUUGGUUCAGCAGUAUUCAGUAUGUUUUUUUUUUCAUUUGAUAUACUAUUAGGUUUGUUCAAUAAGUUUUAAAAAUCUAUGUUACUUCCUUUGCUUUUUUUGUUACAAGCUCCUUACCAUCCUUUAUAAGCAUAUUGGUCUGUAGUUUAAAUACUUGUUCAAAUUCUUCAACUUAUUUAAAAGAAUUUUUUGGAGUUUUUUAUAUUCUCUUUUAUUUCAGUGAUUAUUUUUUCAUAUACAUUCCUUUUUCUUUUCUAAGGGUAGCAUGUGUUUUUUUUCUUCCCUGUUUGUAUCUUUUCCUAUUUUAAUCAAACAGAUUUUUUUUAUCUUAGUGGAGUUCUUUUUUUUAUUGAUUCUCAACAUUUAUUUGUAGAUCAGUAACUUUUCUUUGUAUUCUCUGUUCAGCCAACUAACUUUGUGACACAUUCUUCUAUUAUUUAUGUUAUUUUACAAUAUUGACUUUCAAUCCCUUCUUCUCUACAAAUAUUUUUUUUUUCUGCAAAUUUGUUUUGUAUCCAUUUUUUUAUAUUAUUUAUCUACUUUCUUAUUACAUAUUAAAUUUGUUUGUUUCAGACUUCUUUCUCCUCCAUCUACAUGAUAAUUUUAGUUUAAACUUUAAUAUAAUUCCUUAUAAUAUUUGAAUAAAAAAUACUUUUAUUUAUAAAUGAAUAUUUUGCAAUUAAAAAUUAUGUACUGAGUGAAAUAUUUUCAAGGUUCAAUUUAACUGGGUUCAGAAUAUACAAUAUUAUACCAGAUAACACAAAUUAAUUUAAAAAAAAAUUUAUAAAACUGGCCCAUUGUUUUCAAUUAUAUAAUAGAUAAACCUAUGAAUCACCAACAUAAUAAAAGAUUUAAAUUCUGAUUUUAGAUUUUAUUUUCUAUUGAUGAUUUUGGUAAUCUAGUUGAAGAUAUUAUUAAUAUUUAACAAAAUUGUAUGAUAAAAAAAAACAAUUCCCAAUUUAAUUGGCAAGCUAUUUAGAACUAUAAUAUUAAAAAUGUUUAAGGAAAAAUACAUAGUUGUAGUCUAGAUGUUUAAACAAUAAUGUUUUAUACUUAGUGUUCUAUUACUUAUGUUAUGAGGGAGCUUUGAACUUAAAUGAUAUUCAAGACUGGAAUCAAAGACAUGCUGCAGAGGUGCAAAUUAUGGAAUUUGGACAAAUACCAAUAAUGAUUUUUGAAAAACCACAUCCAUCUAAAACAUGUUUACUGGUUAAAGAUUUGAAUCAAUUUGGUAAUUGUGUAUUUUUAUCAAAUUGGAUUAAUUUUCAAGUUUUUAUAAUUAUUUAAAAAUGUUUUUUUUGGUUAGGAAUGUUACCUAAAAUGAAAAGCUAUUGGAAUUGGAAUAAUAUUAAGUUAUCAAAAUUAUUAACUACAAUAAUUCAUAAAAAUGUAGCUUCUAGUGUAAAAUUUAGUGAGGACAUGGGAUCAAUAUUUUCAAUUGGACAUGAUGCUAUGCUCAAAGUAAAUUGUUUGUUAACUCAAAAACAAAUUAGAAGUGUUACGGUGCAGGGUUUUCCAGUUAAAUUGAAUGAUAUAGUUGUACCAUCAACUUACCCAUCAAUAGUACUAAUAGGGACUAAUCAUGGAUUUGUGUAAGUUUUUUUGUCCUGUGUUAUGGUAGUGAAAUAAUUGUAAAAUAUGAUUUAUUUUAUUUUAAAUAUCAAUGAUGUUUUAGGAUAGUAUAUGAUAUAGAUUGUUGUCGUAUAGUUGAUGAGUUUAAUGCUCAUGAAGAUUCAAUAUCUUGUUUAGCUUGGUCCAAACUUGGUUUUUUAAUAACUAGUUCUUUAGAUUGUAAUGUACGUGUCUGGAAAACCCCAAAAGCCCCUUGGUCACAAAUUGAAUUAAUCACUUCACUUAAAGCUGAGUUGAAACAUGAAAAUAAAGUUACAAGUUUAGAUCUUGACAAGUGAGUGUAUUUUAAAAAAUUUAAAUAUAACAAUAAUGAACAGUUUUUAAACAUCAAUGUGUCAUAGAAAUGAAAAAUUGUUAGCAACUGGUACUAUUAAUGGAGAAAUAUUUAUAUGGUCUUUUCUCGACUAUUCAUUUAUUAAAAAAUUAACAGGUAUGAAUCAAACAUAGUUACCUAUAUUAGACAUAGUAAUUCAAAAUAAUAGGUAAAUAAAUCAUUUUAUAGGACAUUUUGCCUGUGUAACUAAAAUUAGUUUUAGUUAUGAUGGUUCUAAACUAUUGUCCUGUUCUGAUGAUUGCAGUUUUAAAGUUUUUGAUUCUUUAAGUGGAUUAGAAGUUUAUACAAACACUCUCCAAUGUCCAUUAAAGUAAAUAUGUGUUUAAAAAUAAACAUGUUAUUAUUUAUUUAUUUCAUUUUACAUAAUAUUAUGUUGAUUAUCAACCAUGUAUAAGUAAAUCUGGAUAUUUUUUUUUGGCAGGUCUCUAGCAUGGGAUGGAUAUCACAUAUUUAUUGGUGGUCAAAAUGGAAUCUUAUACUUAUGGGACUUGGAAAAAUUUAAACUUAUUAAUAAAAUCAAAGCUCAUUCAGGUAAAUGUGUUUAUUAAUACAAUAGUUGUUGCUAUUAAAUUAAAAUACAUUAAAAUAUAAAAUAAACAAACACAAAUAAAACCUAACCUAACUUAUCUAAUAUUAUUUUCUUAUUGGUUACUUAAGUUUCUUUAUAAUUAUGUUCCCUCAUAGAAGCAAAAUUAAUGGAGCGAUUUCCACAAAUUAGAUGUCUAUGAACCUUGUGAAUGUUUUAAUUUAGUUUUUUUUUUAAAAAAACAAAACAAAUUAACAAAUAGUGGUCACAUUGUGUAAUUUUAUGCCACCAUAUUAAUUUUUUUCUCUUCACAUGAUGGAUAUCCAAUUAAAGCGCUGAUGCGACUAUUUUAGAAAUAUAUAAUAUCAUUGUAGUAAAAAAUAAAUUAUUUUAAUAAGAAAAAAAAAAAAUUGAUUUUGCUAUCAAGUGGUCAGUCCUUGUAAUGAUAUAGAGUGGUUCAUAGAGAAUAUAAAAUCAUCCAUCUGUGUAAUGGUUGGAAAUGAAUAUAAUAAGUAUUGAGUAAAAAUAGUGAAUAUUUUUUAAAUAAUUAAAACAAAAAUAUUAAAUAAAAUUAGUUUUGAAAAUACUAAAACAAAAAUAUAUUAUCGAGAUUACUUUAUUUAAUCAUUUUUGUUUAGAUUAUGUUUUAUAAUUUAUUUAAUUAUGUACAAUGAUUUGAUUUUUUGGCAGGUGGAUUAUUAUCAGUAGAUGUUUCGACUGACGGAAAUUUGGUCGCCACAGCUGGUGAAGAUUGUUUUAUUUAUUUGUGGAAAACAUCUUGUAAUGUUUAAAAGCCUACUGAUGUUACUAUUUUUCUAUGUUUACACAAUUCUUACUGUAUAAAAUUUAUUUGGUGCAUGUUU
This is a messenger RNA of Cinara cedri, 10337 nucleotides long. NCBI's taxonomy places the organism in Eukaryota, Metazoa, Arthropoda, Insecta, Hemiptera, Aphididae. The record is from the annotation of a GenBank genome assembly.